Molecule: messenger RNA, 2190 nt
Organism: Eutrema salsugineum
Lineage: Eukaryota; Viridiplantae; Streptophyta; Magnoliopsida; Brassicales; Brassicaceae
Product: microtubule-associated protein 70-3
Exons: 12
Coding region: 172-2067 (631 amino acids)
Biological process (GO): cytoskeleton organization
Molecular function (GO): microtubule binding
Source: RefSeq, a predicted model, not a curated record
UUCUCUCUUUCUGUAUCUCUAAGCUAUUUAGCCCAAAAUUCAAACCCUAGCUUGCUCAUUUGGAUCACGAGUAGUCUCCUUGACGAUUCAGUGCUCCGCUUCUUAUUUCUACUCGAUUCCUCGAGAAUGUGCUGAUUUAGUUAGUUAAAAAGGGUUUUUAGAUCGGGGAAAAUGGAGGAAGGAGGAUAUGCGUUUGAGGUUAACAAUGUGCGACCGACGGCGACUGAGUUUGGGACUUCGGCGAGGACUUCUUCGCCGCAGCUUCCUUCAUUGACUAAGUCGUCUUCCUUCCGUGAAGGAGGAGGAAGUAGGGGGUUAUCACGACGGAGGUCAAUGAAGCCGAGUAUUGACGCGGAUAACGAGUUCAUUACCUUACUCCAUGGCUCAGAUCCGGUUAAAGUCGAGCUCAAUAGGCUUGAGAAUGAAGUCAGAGAUAAAGAUCGGGAGUUAUCUGAAUCCCAAGCUGAGAUCAAGGCAUUGAGGUUGUCUGAACGGCAAAGAGAGAAGGCUGUUGAAGAGCUUACCGAAGAGUUGGGAAAGAUGUCGGAGAAGCUCAAACUAACUGAAAACCUUCUCGAGAGUAAAAACCUUGAAAUCAGGAAAAUUAAUGAAGAAAAAAAGGCUUCCAUGGCAGCUCAAUUUGCUGCAGAAGCCACUCUUAGAAGGGUCCAUGCUGCUCAAAAGGAUGAUGAUAUGCCUCCAAUUGAAGCUAUUCUUGCCCCUUUGGAGGCUGAACUCAAGUUAGCGAGACAUGAGAUUGUUAAACUUCAAGACGACAACAGAGCAUUGGACCGUCUAACUAAAUCAAAGGAAGCAGCUUUGCUGGAUGCUGAAAGAACUGUUCAGACUGCUCUUGCGAAGGCUUCAAUGGUUGAUGAUCUCCAAAAUAAAAACCAAGAGUUAAUGAAACAGAUAGAAAUUUGUCAGGAAGAGAACAGAAUUCUGGACAGAUUGCACAGACAGAAGGUUGCAGAAGUUGAAAAGUUUACCCAGACUGUGCGAGAGCUAGAAGAAGCUGUUCUUGCUGGUGGUGCAGCCGCGAAUGCAGUGAGAGAUUACCAGAGGAAAUUCCAAGAAAUGAAUGAAGAGAGAAGAAUCCUUGAUCGGGAACUGGCACGUGCAAAGGUAAGUGCAAGCAGGGUGGCAACUGUAGUGGCAAAUGAGUGGAAAGAUGGUAGCGACAAGGUGAUGCCUGUGAAGCAAUGGCUCGAAGAACGAAGAUUUCUGCAGGGAGAAAUGCAACAACUACGUGACAAACUUGCCAUAGCUGAUCGAGCUGCAAAAUCUGAAGCUCAGCUGAAGGAGAAAUUUCAACUGCGGCUUAGAGUCUUAGAAGAGAGCUUAAGAGGGCCUUCAAGCAGUGGCAACCGAGCCACACCGGAUGGAAGAAGUAUUAGCAACGGGCCUUCUCGGAGACAAUCCCUUGGCGGAGCUGAUAUAAUUCCAAAACUGACCUCAAAUGGAUUCUUCUCCAAGAGAACACCGAGUUCUCAGUUUAGAUCUUUGAAUGCGAGUGCAAGUACAGUAUUGAAGCAUGCCAAAGGAACAUCAAGGUCAUUCGACGGAGGCAGCAGAUCUUUAGAUAGGAGUAAACCGCUGAUAAACGAACCGGUGUCGAAGUUUCCAAUGAACCACCAAUCUUCUGAAGGAACCAGCGAAGGCGAGUCACCUAAUUCAUCAAAACAAGGAGAUUCAGAGAAGCCGGCAGGAACAAAUAGUGAUAGUGUCCCAGGAGUCUUACAUGAUUUGCUUCAAAAGGAGGUGAUAACAUUAAGAAAAGCUGCUAACGAUAAAGAUCAAAGCCUAAGAGAUAAGGACGAAGCUAUAGAGAUGUUGGCGAGGAAGGUUGAAACGCUAACAAAGGCGAUGGAGGUGGAGGCAAAGAAGAUGAGAAGAGAAGUAGCUGCAAUGGAGAAAGAAGUUUCAGCCAUGCGUGUGGAUAAUAAAGGAUCGGAUAAUAGAACGAGACGUCUCUCUACUACCAACUCAAAAGGAUCUUCAACAACUGCACAUUUGCUUUCUGGAAGAGGCUCAGGGAGAAUGGGGAUGACAAGGAGCACCCAGUGAUCGAAGAAGUAACCAGAACACACAAAAAAAAAGGCGAAUCCCACGAGCAAAAUUUCAGUCCAAGCAGUGCUCAAUGUAUUGAAGGAUGAUAUAUAAAAAAAAAGCUUACAGAUGUAGAACUUC